Molecule: messenger RNA, 440 nt
Organism: Acanthoscelides obtectus
Lineage: Eukaryota; Metazoa; Arthropoda; Insecta; Coleoptera; Chrysomelidae
Source: the annotation of a GenBank genome assembly
UUCUUGACAGCGUCAUUCCUGUAUAUCAAAAAACUUGCGAUGGCGAAUCCAAUUUGGUGUGUCAUAUGGUUUUUGGUGCUGAUAUUACCAGCUUUCCCCAUAGCUUUUUUCUGUGCUUUUUGGUAUGUGCUCGCGUAUUUUCUCUCUCCAUGUUUGUCGUUUUGUCUGGAUAUCUCCGAAAAGCUUCUAAGAGGCGUUCAGCUACCAGGUUAUGCAGCAGAAAGAAUGAUUCAUUGUCAAGGAUGUUGAGGAAAAUUAAAAAAGGAUAGUUUGACCAUAAUAUACAAAUAUAAUAUAAAACAAUGAUUUGGUUAUCGAUGUUAUUUAGUUUAAAAUGAAAUGUCAAUAUUAAUUACUCCGUAUAGCCAUAAGGUAGCUGAAAUAGCGUUAUGAAGUAAAAUUAAACGAAAUCAUAUUUGGGCUUUGAAUGAUGGGUCGAA